Messenger RNA from Malus domestica (apple), 1526 nucleotides. Its product is annotated as AT-hook motif nuclear-localized protein 28-like. The record is from RefSeq and is a predicted model, not a curated record. Lineage: Eukaryota; Viridiplantae; Streptophyta; Magnoliopsida; Rosales; Rosaceae. Gene Ontology annotation, cellular component: nucleus. Gene Ontology annotation, molecular function: minor groove of adenine-thymine-rich DNA binding; DNA-binding transcription factor activity.
UCUCUCCUCUCUCUCUCUCUCUCUAGUCUCUACAGUCUGCUCUGCAUGCCAUAUCAUAUCAUAACAUUUCAUCCUCAUCCCAUAUAUUUAUUAUAAAUAAAUCCAAAUACCACCUCUCCCCAUCUCUCUUCCACUUCCUCCUCCUCCUGCCCCCCUCCCUCCCCAUCAACUUCGUAACCCCUAAAUCCUCCCUCUCCUUCCCCUUUAUUUAAUUCAUUUCUCUCCCUAAAAACCCACCAAUCACUUUACCAACCUCAGUUCAGCAGCUAGAGUUAUAUUUAAAUAAAAACCCAAUAAAUCCCAAAAAUAAAAAAGAAAGAGGGAAGAAGGAUAAACAAAUAUGAGAGGUGAGUAUGUUGACAGCAAGAGUGACUCCCAAAACAUCUUCUCCAAGCUUCACCACCCAAACCAACAAAACCCCCACCACCACAACUUACACCACCACCCCCACCAAUUCUCCAGCCCCUUCCAAGUCAUCCCCCACCGCGAAUCCCAAACCUCCGAAGAAGAAGACACCAGCCGAACCAGCAGCGGCACAGCCACCGUCACCACCACCAACCCAUCUCCCCACAAUCCCCACCCCAACUCCUCCUCCGACCCCAACAACAUCAACAACCCAUCUGCCGAUGGCGCCACCAUUGAAGUCAUCCGACGGCCCCGAGGCCGCCCACCUGGCUCCAAAAACAAACCCAAGCCCCCCGUCAUCAUAACUCGCGACUCUGAGCCUCCAAUGAGCCCCUACAUUCUCGAAGUGCACUCCGGAAACGACGUGGUCGAAGCUGUCUCCCGCUUCUGCUCUCGCAAAAACAUUGGGCUCUGCGUUCUCACCGGCUCCGGAACCGUGGCCAACGUCACCCUUCGCCAGCCGUCAACUACGCCCGGCGCUACGGUAACUUUUCACGGCCGUUUCGACAUCCUCUCCAUAUCCGCUACUUUCCUCUCCCAAUCGUUGCCGUCUUGCCCCGUCUCCAACCCCAGCGGCUUCACCAUCUCUCUGGCGGGCCCGCAGGGCCAGAUCGUCGGGGGCCUCGUGGCCGGAGCCCUAAUAGCCGCAGGAACCGUUUACCUAGUCGCCGCGUCGUUUAGCAAUCCUUCUUACCAUCGGCUCCCCGUGGAAGACGAGGUGGUGAGGAACUCGGUUGUGGGUGAGGGUCAUUCGCCGCAGGUUUCUGGGGGUGCAGCGGACAGUGGGGGACACGCGCCACAGCCGUCACAAACGUGUGGGAUGACCAUGUACAGCGGUCACUUGCCUACUGAUGUAAUAUGGGCUCCAACUGCAAGGCAACCACCACCUCCACCGCCUUACUGAAAACCUUGAUGUCUCUCUUUUUCUCCUUUUUUGUAUUCUGUCUCUAGUUACUGUGAAUUAAGAAACUAGAAGCUACUUUUAUUGUUUUUUUGUACUUUUGGGUACUUUACAUUUUAAAUUUCUUGUUUAAUUUCUAUGUGAAUUACCGUUGCUAUUCUAUGUGAUAUUGGUUGUGUCUUUUCAUGCAGGAUUUUAAUGUGAAGUUAGAAUUUAGAAA